UGCGACAAGUAAAAAAAUUUAAAUGCUCUCUAGAUAUUCAUUUUCUCUUUCGUUUUUAAAAGCCUACAUUUAAGUAAAUAAAGAUAAAUUGAGAACCAAACUACUCCUCUGUAUCGUGUCCAGCUCGAGAUUCUUUUAAGUGUGGUAUUUAUAACAUGAAACUUGAUCAUAAACUACCAUAAACAGAUAGAUUACCAUCUAUAAAUAAAUAUAUAAACCAAAAGUAUUAGGAUUGUGUGCCAAAAACUAGUGCAGUAUUAUCGUAUCUUUCGUAUUAUUUAAUAAACAAUGGGAAGAAAAACGAAUCAAGCUACGACUUCGAUUAAAACUAAGAAUUCGAAUAAAAAGAACAAAACACCAAAAGAAGAGAGGGAACUACUAGAUGCCGUUGAUAAUCUCUUAAGAUUAACCACGUUACCAAUACACAAUAAUCUACCGCAUGCCCUAGAAUGUCAAAGGCAGAUCAUAAGUUACUUGGAUAGAAUUAGAAUAGUCGAGGAUAAGUUACUGAGAAAACAAAACAAGGUCUCUACAAAUAAUAACACAACUGAAAGCACUGUACAAACUCGUCUAAGUCAAGAUGUGAUACAAAAUUUUACCAAAUGGAUGAAAGAAAACGGUGGUGAGCUCCAUGGCUGCUCUAUUAGUUCGUUUGAUGAAUACGAUUUAGGAAUUAAAGUUGAUCAGGAUAUUGAUCAAAGCUCUCUAGUUAUUGCCGUACCUAGAAAAGUUAUGAUGUCGGUGGAGGUUGCAGCUAAAAGUGUGAUCAAAGAUUUAAUAAAUAAGGUAGAAAUACUGAAAAAUAUGCCAAAUGUUUUACUUUCUAUAUACCUGCUGGUUGAAAAAUUCUCACCUAACUCAUUUUGGAAACCGUACUUUGACAUUUUACCAAAAACCUACAGUACCGUACUAUAUUUUACACAAAACGAUUUGGAAGAGCUUAAAGGAAGCCCAACCCUGGAAGUAGCACUGAGACAAAUCAAGAGUAUUGUCAGACAAUACGCGUAUUUUCAUAAAUUGUUCUGGAAUUCAGAUGACCCUGUAUGUGAGCUGAUGAGAAGCAAAUUCUCUUUUCAUGAAUAUUGUUGGGCUGUAUCCACGGUUAUGACCAGACAGAACAUGAUACCGUCCGAAGAUGGCAGUACCAUGAUCAACUCUCUGAUACCACUCUGGGACAUGUGCAAUCAUUCAAAUGGAACGAUUUCGACCGAUUACAAUCCUCAACUAGAUCGCAGUGAAAGUCUGGCUUUCCGAGAUUUUAAAGCCGGCGAACAACUUUUUAUCUUCUACGGUCCUAGGACAAAUUCGGAUUUUUUCAUACAUAAUGGAUUCGUUUACAAUGAGAACGAGAACGACCUCUACUGGAUCAGAUUGGGCAUUAGCAAAUCAGACCCUUUGCAAGAAAAACGCAAGGAACUGUUGAACAAGCUGGGCAUAUGGAGUACCGCAGAGUUUUCCAUAAAAAAAGGCCCGAGACCUGUAGAUGGAAGAUUGCUUGCAUUUCUCAGGGUGUUUAAUAUGGACGCAGAUCAGCUAGAACACUGGCUCGAAUCUGACAAAUCUUCAGACCUUCAGUACCAGGAGUGCGGUCUUGAAACCAGUCUUGAGUUAAAGUCUUGGGCGUUUCUCAAGGCCAGGCUCAAUCUUCUGCUGUCUUCCUACAAGACCACUUUGGAGGAAGACCAAAAACUACUUUCCGCGAAGAAAAUUGGGAAUAACAUGCGGACGGCCAUCAAGAUGCGACUUUGCGAAAAAACAAUUCUCAGAGAUUGUUUGAAUUACGUCGAUGAAAUGAUACAAAAGUAGAUAAACACCGAAGAAAGCUUGGCUGUGGUUUACAAUACUGCUUUAGUCUGCCAACCGGAGUAUCCCUAUCACUGACAGUUGUGUCUAUCAUUUUAAUUCACAGGCAAGCUGUAUUUUCUGUCAUUUUUUUUGGAUGUCAUCUGUCAAAAUCUUCCCUCAUUUGUUUGACAGGCUAUACAAGAUGAUCUUUUAUUUUUUUUAUGAUAUCUUAUUUAUUACACACCGAAGAAAGCUUGGCAAUGUGUCUAAAGCAAAAAAAAAACGCGUUGUUCUAUUUAUUCUUAUCUUUAUUGUAUCUGACUAUUUAGUAAAAAAAUAAAAUUCAGUGUUGUGAAAAUCUUAGAGUAAGUUAAAAUAGUGAUACUACACCAUCGAAAAAAAAAACGAUGUCAUAGUUGGCUUGGAAAUGAACAUCGCUGUUUGUAUGUAAAAUUAUAUGGUGAUUGUCAUUUCCAAUCCUACUUGACGUCAUUUUUUUUCGAUUAUACUAUACAUCUCCAUCACUAUUGUGAGAAUUGAUCUAAGAUUUAACAGUAAAUAUCUCAAGUUGAAAUGCAUAGAUUUAUGUAUAUACUUACAGGGUGUACAAGAUAUUUGAAGACAGAAGAGAUUAUUUUGUUUCUAAAAUUUCUUUAUUACUAAUAAAUUUAUCUGAAUGUUCUAUAAGGGAACUUCAAAAACGUAAAAUUCCAUUUUAAAAAUUUAACAUUUCUUUUCUAUAUUUACCGUAUGUUCGAAAAAAAAAACGACGACGAGUUGGCGUUGAAAUGACGAUCGAUGGCAUUCCCCAUAUAAUUUUACAUAGAAAAUGACAGCGAUUUUUAUUUCUGAGCCAUCUCUGACGCCGUUUUUUUUCGAUCAUAUGGUAUACGAAAAAACAUAGCUUAUAUUAAAAAUACAUAUAGCAGUUUGGUGAGACGUAGACUUUUAUACUAAGAAUAAAAUGUCGGGGAAACUCUGAUCGCUUUUUUUCUGUGUUCAGAUAUCUUGAACACACUGUAUAUAAAUAAAAAAAUCAUCAAACAACACGUGUUUACUAAUAUAAACACAACUUUUAUUUUUAAUUAUCAAAAUUUGUAGAAAUUAUGUGUUUGUAACAUCACAUAUUUUCAAUAAUACAAUAACAUACGGUUGAAAAAAAAGGCGUCACAGUGGCUGUUGCAAUGGACAAUCCAUAAUAAUUCUUGUCAAAAAUUUGUAUUUACAUGGAAAAAGAUAAGAAAUAAAAGUUGUUACUUUUAAGUUUUUCUAACUUAUAAUAAAUGAUAUAAUGAGGAACCGGCCUGACAAAUUAUUUAUUAUUGGUUGUCGUUUCAAAGCCCAUGCACUAUGAUGCCGUUUUUUUUCUCGAUUAUUAGCAAUAUUAUUUUAUUUUUUUAUAUUUACAUCACGAUACUAAGAUGCAGUUACUAUAAAAAAAAAUGUCAAUCAAAGGCCCCCUCUACAUUACCUACUAUUCAAUCAUGAUAAAAAAAUUGUAAUUGUUAGAAAUUAAGUCUAUAUUGUUGUGAAAGAGGUUGUAAGUAGUGUAUUUAUUUUUCUUUGAUUUUAAAACGUUUUUCUUAUGAGUGUGAUAUAAUAUUAUGCUAACCAUAAUAAAAUACAUUUAUUUGUUAUUUUCAAAAUAUAUUUGUUACUAUUUGCUCAGGUUUUUAAUGAUAUACAGCGUGAUUUAUGAAUUAAAAAGUUUGAGGUUAAGCUUAUAUUAAUUUCAGAUAUUGUUCUUGAAUGUCCAGGAAAAAUAAAAUCUAUUAGAUUAAAAAUUGUCUGAAAUCUUUAUACAACAACUUUCCGUAACUUAAAAGUUAAUACUUCCAGUUGAAAGGUAACAGUUUAAAUUAACAAAUUAUUUUAUUAUAGGCAAUAUGUAUUUUUUUGUUGAAGUUUGGUUUCAAAUAAAAGUUUUUAA
Messenger RNA from Sitophilus oryzae (rice weevil), 3715 nucleotides. RefSeq names its product actin-histidine N-methyltransferase (gene Setd3). NCBI's taxonomy places the organism in Eukaryota, Metazoa, Arthropoda, Insecta, Coleoptera, Curculionidae. The transcript is spliced from 8 exons. The record is from RefSeq and is a predicted model, not a curated record. Bases 289 to 1806 code for a protein of 505 amino acids. Gene Ontology annotation, molecular function: histone H3K36 methyltransferase activity; transcription coactivator activity; histone H3K4 methyltransferase activity. Gene Ontology annotation, biological process: peptidyl-lysine monomethylation; peptidyl-lysine dimethylation; actin modification.